This is a messenger RNA of Lobosporangium transversale, 2763 nucleotides long. RefSeq lists its product as hypothetical. Bases 1 to 2763 code for a protein of 920 amino acids. Lineage: Eukaryota; Fungi; Mortierellomycota; Mortierellomycetes; Mortierellales; Mortierellaceae. Gene Ontology annotation, molecular function: small GTPase binding; GTPase activator activity. Gene Ontology annotation, cellular component: nucleus; cytosol; perinuclear region of cytoplasm. The record is from RefSeq and is a predicted model, not a curated record. Gene Ontology annotation, biological process: nucleocytoplasmic transport; activation of GTPase activity. The transcript has 2 exons.
AUGACCACCAAUAUUCCUCCCCCUCCAAAAGAAGCCCUCCCCCAACCUCCUUUGCAAUUAGAUCUAUGCUUCUCACAAUCUUACUCCGCUAAUCAUGCUAAUCAAAAGCAACAACGGCACCAACAGCCGCCGCAUUCAGCUCCUGUUGUUACCUCUUUUCCAUCACCAUCACAGCAUAGGUUUCAUUCUCAACCAUUUUCUCCUCAGUCCUAUGAGCCCGCAAGUCCUCCUGCAUCGGGAAUAGUGCCUUCUCUUCGCAGUAUGGGUUCACAAGCGAACAUGUCUCAAAAUAUCGACAACACCGCAUACUGUCUCCAUGCUUCGCUAUCUAGUUUGUCCUUGACGCCUUCUGUAAACUCACUUGGACACCAGCCCGAGCUCACACGUAUUGCAUCUAACGGCUCGAAUUCUUCCAUCAAAAGACCUGCCAGCUUAACUAGUAGACACACAGUGCCAGUAGUCAAGGCCGUAAUGGAUAUCAAGACAGCUGAAGUCCUCUCAUCCUUGACAUUUGAAGAUAUGCCUCGUUGCUAUGUGGUUGCACCCCCGAUCGUCGCGUCGUCCUCAGGCCCUUUCACUCCCUUUCGUAUAGUUGCACCUUGUCAAGCCCUCGGUGUUCGUGGCCAAAACACUAUCCACUUUCCGGAACACCAGGGGUAUACUGUCAACAAUGCUGAAGAAGUGAUGAAGACUCAUGGCACCGUCUUGCAACACUUUGCAAAUCUUGCGUCUUUGUUCGCCGGUGCAAGCGACUCAUCAUUUGGCAAAAGCCUAGGCAAACAUGCAGAGAGAUUUUUGAAAAAUGUGAAGCCUACAACUCGCGUGCCUCUCAUGAAGGACACUAAGGAGCUGAGUACAGGUGUAGAUGGAACGAGCGUACAGAUCGAAAAGUUUAUGACAGAGCAUCUGCAUUUAGAGAGUAUUGCUCAACUGAUGCGCGACAUCACCAAAUCAAAUACAGCUUCUGAUUGGGCUGGUGGGUUACAGAGGAUUGUCUCUCCUGGCACAGGACGGUCGAUGUGGGUCUGCCAAGAUUGCUUUACUGGAUUACAAUUAGGGCGAUAUGAAUGGAAUGAUGAACAGGCCAGUCUGGACGAUCUAAUUGGAUAUCCAGAUAAGACUGGAGCCAAGAGCGAAGCACAUUUACUAAAUGCAACCGCAGUAGACGUGUAUACACAGAUGAUCCGUGGACAGAGUCGGAUCAGGAACGCCGUCAUCAACAUCUUGCCAGCAUAUUUUGAGGCACCAGAGAGAAAAGCGACAGCUAUGUUCUCGGCGAACCAGAAACUGAUUCAGAACCUGGCAAAAGUACUCACAGAGGCUCAUUUGACCAUGGUGGAGAUCAAUGCAAAUCAGACACGCGAUUCCGAGCUUAUGGACAAAGACAACAUAUACUUACACGUCCGCCGACUCUUCAGUUGCUACCAACUUGAGUAUGUCAAGCUCAGUGGCCUUCCCUUCUUGCUCCGUGAGAAACUACCCGGUUUUCUCGACCAUGCCAAGUUUCUGUCUUUUGAUGGUGUCCUGGUUGAUAAUGACAAAGCUGUGAGUAAUAUGAAGAAGCUUAUUACAGAAAACUCAGAUAUGGAGCACUUGGCCCUCACAAGGGCUCAGAUGACCAGCACAGGCCUCAAGGUUCUCUGUUCCGCUCAUAAAAACCUACGCCGAAUCGCUCGCCUCGACCUUUCAAACAACAGGAUUGAUGCCGAGGGAAUUAAGGAGCUCGCGAACCAAGUCAUGCCCACGUCCCUUGACCUUCGCUUCCUGGAUUUGAGUGAUAACCCCAAAAUUGGAACAGUGGGUUGUCUCAGUUUACUAAAGGCGAUUUGGCCUGCAUCUUCUCAUGCAACUAGACAAAAGAAUCUGGUGUCGCUUCAAUUGGCCAACACUGGGUUCUGUGACGAAGCUGCUAGUCAAUUGAGUCGUAAUAUUGAUGGUCCCAGUGGCAUUGGAGCCUUAUACAACAUCAAUCUUUCUGGGAACCAAAUCACGAAACCUGGCCUUCUCGCUCUUAUGACAUGUGUCUCUCAGAAUGCUCAUCAGUCACCUCUACGCAAGCUCUCAUUGAGUCAACAUGUUAGCGCUCUCAGUAUCCCUGGCGCUAUGGACUAUGAGGUCGUCCACUUUUUCGGAGUCCACCCAACAUUGACACAUCUGACACUCUCGAAGUUGUCACUGGGAAUGGUGGCGCAGAUUGUGAACCUCAAUAAGUGCUUGAUUUCACUGACAGUGGACGAUGUAGUCUGCGUCUCCCCACAAGAUCCUCACUUUGCACUGUCCUGCUUCAACAGCUUAUGCCAAAGCAUUGCGUCCAAUACGGUCAUGCAAGAUCUUAAGAUUCGAUCCCCAUGGUCGUUCUGGGCCUUAGCAUUUCAAUCUACAGGUGCAGCUCCUAACUCGAGCGAACAGGAAAGCAAUUGGCUGGAUGCAGCAGGGUGGAUGGCAGUGAUAGAGAACUCGCUUCAACGGAACACAGUCCUCAGGUGCUUCCAAAUGCGUGGUGUGACCAACUUUGAAGAAGAAUUGGUUUUGGCGACCGCGAUGGCACCACCUUCGAUAACAAGCCCAGGAUCCAUUUUCGGUGGGUCGCUUGGACGGUAUGGCGGAUCCGGUAUGCUUGGUGCAAGCGAGGUGGCGAGAACAGAUGGCGAAAGCAAAAUGAUGGCUCUUAGUCAGAACAUCCGUAUGUAUCUGGAGAGGAACCAGGUACUAUAUUAUGGACGCAAACACGGGAUUGAGGAGCAGCUUAUCAACCAAUAUUAG